AUGAUCAAAAAUUUAGAUGCAGAACAUUUAGAUGCAGAAAAUUUAGGUGCAGAAAAUUUAGGUGCAGAAAAUUUAGGUGCAGAACAUUUAGAUGCAGAACAUUUAGAUGCAGAAAAUUUAAAUGAUAAUUCGACAAAUUGUAACAUUCACAUUUCUCAAGACGAUGAAAAGGAUCCAUUUUUGAAUCGCCCCGUUCAGGAAAAUUCACAAAAUUCACAAAACGUCCAAAAUUCACAAGAUUCACAAAACUGCGAAAACACGAAUGAAGCAGACCAAUUUGAUAACAUAACGAUUAUUGGUAAGAGUAAAAUGAGCAAAUCUUCACAUCGAAUUGAAACAAAUAUAGAUCAUAAAUUUGAAAAAGAUAAAGAAUUAGACAUAUCAAAAUAUAUCUAUUUGAGUGAACAUUUGAGAAUACAAAAAGAUAAACAAAUUUUUAUGAGUGUAGAAUUAAAUAAAUAUAUAAAUGAUAACAUUGAACUUAUUAAAAGUUUGGGAAAUUAUAAUAAAUCACCAAAAAAUAUAAUAAAUCAUUUUUUUGAUAUAGGAAUGAAAAUAAGAUUAUUACUUCGUAGAGAUAAGAUUAAAAAACAGAAAAAAAAAAUUGAAAAAAAUGGAAAAUUAAAAAAAAAUGAUAAAUUUUGUAAUAUUCCAAAUUUAUAUGAACAAGAUUCGAAUUGUUCAGAUAGUAGCUAUCUAUUAUCUGAAUCUUCAAACGAAGAUGAACAAAAAGUAGUGAAAAAUAUUAAAGAUUGCCAAAAAAUAAAAACUGAAAAAAAUGAUUUACGUGAUAUUAAAAAUUUAGAAAAAAAUAAAAAUGUAUAUUUUCGAUAUAUAGAUAGUAUAUAUACAAAAUAUGCAAUGAUUAGUAAUAUGAACAUUUCAUAUUUCCAAAAUAUACAAAAUAUUAUAAAUAAAAAUAGUUCAGAUAAAAAUAUAACAGAUAAAGUGGAAACUGAAAUGAAUGAUAUUAGAACCUUUUUUUUAAAUCAAGAAAAUACUAAAGCGAUUGAAAAAAAUCAACAAAUAUUAAGAAAUGAUGUUAUAAAUUCUAUGUUUGGUUUUAACAUAAUAAGUGAUACACAAUGUAUAAAAAUACCUAUCAAAUAUAUAAAUAGUGAAUAUAAAAAAAAUGAAGAAAAAAAAAAUGAAGAAAAAAAAAAUGAAAAAAUAAAUGAUACCAUACAUUACUCUGAAUCUAUUUCAAAAAACAGUGAUAAUGAACAACAUCCAUUUUUAUCAAAACUUAGGAAUGUAAAAAAGGAAGAAAAAAAAAAAAAAAAAAAAAUAGACACAAAAAAUCAAGACAGUAAUUGCACAGAAAAACAAGACAGUAAUUGCACAAAAAAACAAGACAAUAAUUUUCCAAAAAAAAUAUGUGAAUAUAUAUUUGAGUUGCAAAAAAAAAAUUACAAAAUGAAUGGAAAAAUAAAAAAUUUAAAACAAUAUAUAUUAUUAGAUAAUUGGAAAGGUUUUAAAAAUCAUAAUAUAUAUGUAAAUAUGAUAGAUCGAGAAAAAAAAGAAAAUGAAAAAUUAUUUGCAACUUUAUGUUAUGAUCAAAUAAAUUAUAUAAAUGAAAAAAAAGAAAUUAUAUUAAAAAGAGAAGAAAAAGAAAGAUUAAAACUACUUAGAGAAAAUAAUAUGGAUGAAUAUAUAAAAUUAAUAAAAAAUGUGAAAAAUAAAAGAAUACAAGAGUUGUUAGAUGUAACAGAUAAAUUUCUUAAUGAUAUGUCACAUUCUGUGUUAUAUCAAAAAGGAAAAACAAAUAUCAUUUCUUCUGAUUUUUCAAAAGAACCAAUAAAUAUGAGAGAAAAAUAUUAUGAUGUUGCACAUACGAUUAAAAAUAAAAUUAUAAAACAGCCAUCUAUAUUAAUCGGAGGAAAUUUAAUGAAGUAUCAAUUAGAUGGGUUAGAAUGGCUAGUAUCUUUAUAUAAUAAUAAUUUAAAUGGAAUAUUAGCAGAUGAAAUGGGUUUAGGGAAAACUGUACAAACAAUAAGUUUAUUUGCAUAUCUUAAGGAAUUAAAAAUGGAAGAAAAUUGUGAAAAUAAUAUAAAUGAUGAAAUGAAUAAUCAAAUUGGGAAAAAUAUAAUUAUUGUACCAUUAUCUACUUUACCUAAUUGGGUAAAUGAAUUUGAAAAAUGGUGUCCAACAUUAAAAGUUAUAAUUUAUAAAGGAAAUAAAAAUGAAAGAAAAAAUAUUAAUAAAAAUUUAUUAGAAAAUAAUUAUGAUAUAUGUUUAACUACAUUUGAUAUUAUAAUUAAAGAAAAAAAUAUAUUAGGAAAAAUAUCUUGGAAUUAUAUAAUAAUAGAUGAAGGACAUAGAAUCAAAAAUGAUAAUUCUAAACUACAUUCUAUUCUUUCUUUAUUUAUUAGUAAAUAUCGUAUAUUAUUAACAGGCACACCUUUACAAAAUAAUAUGAAAGAAUUAUGGGCUCUUUUAAAUUUUUUACUUCCUAAAAUUUUUUCAUCAUCUACAGAUUUUCAACAAUGGUUUUCAUUUCCAUUAUCUAAUGAACAAACUGUAUAUGAAACUAUGACAGAGGAAGAAGAACUUCUUAUUAUUAAUAGAUUACAUACUAUCCUUUUACCUUUCAUGCUUCGACGUUUAAAAAAAGAUGUAUUAGAAUUUCUUCCAAAAAAAUAUGAAUAUAAUAUAUAUGUACAAUUAUCACUAUAUCAGAAACUAUUAUAUAAACAAAUUGAAAAUAAAAAUUUUAAGCAAAUCAAUUCAGAUGGUACAUUAAAUAACAAAACGUUUCAAAAUACAAUUAUGCAAUUACGUAAAAUUGUUAAUCAUCCAUUUUUAUUUACACAUGAUUAUGAUAUUAAUGAUUUUGUGAUUAAGUCAAGUGGUAAAUUUGAGGUAUUAGAUAGAAUGUUACCUAAAUUAAUAAAAUUUAAACAUAAAAUUUUAUUAUUUUGCCAAAUGACAAAAGUUAUGGAUAUAAUUUCUGAUUAUUUUGAACUUCGAAAAUAUAAAUAUCAUAGACUUGAUGGUAGUGUUAGUUUAUCUGAUCGUCGAGAUAUUAUUGAUAGUUUUAAUCAAAAUAAAUUUGUAAAAAAUUCUGAUAAUAGUUCUCAAAAUAAAAAUGAUUCCCUUUUAUUAGAUCCAGCAUCUAAAUUAGAUGAUACUAUGAUAUUUAUAUUGUCUACAAGAUCUGGAAGUUUAGGUUUAAAUUUACAAGCAGCUGAUACUGUAAUUAUUUUUGAUAGUGAUUUUAACCCACAUCAAGAUAUACAAGCAAUGUGUAGAUGUCAUAGAAUAGGACAAAAAAAUGUCGUAAAGGUUUUCCGAUUUAUUACUCUUUCAAGUGUAGAAGAAUUAAUUUUUCAAAAAGCAAAAGAUAAACUCAAUAUAAAUGAUAAAGUUAUACAAGCAGGGUUAUUUAAUAAAAUAUAUAAUGAUAAUGAUAGACAAAAAAAAUUAAAAAAUAUAAUUAAAAAAAACCAAAAAUAUGAUCCCACUUUACACCCAACUAACCCUAUCAUGCUUAACGAAUAUAUGAGUAGAAGCCCGGAAGAACUCGAAUAUUUUACCAAUUUUGACAGAGACUAUUUUGGAGAAGAAUUAUUCUCACAAUUGCAAUCCAUUCGCCAGAAUGAAACGCAAAAGGCCCAGUUCCGAUACAUGAGCGAGGACGAUGAGGAGGAAAAGGAGGAAAUGGAUGAAAAUGGGCAGGAAAUGGAUGAAAAUGGGCAGGAAAUGGAUGAAAAUGGGCAGGAAAUGGAUGAAAAUGGGCAGGAAAUGGAUGAAAAUGGGCAGGAAAUGGAUGAAAAUGGGCAGGAAAUGGAUGAAAAUGGGCAGGAAAUGGAUGAAAAUGGGCAGGAAAAGGGUCAGAAAAAUGGUCAGAAAAAUGGUCAGGAAAAGGGUCAGAAAAAUGCAGAACGGGUUUGCGAUGCUAGCGGUACUGACUUUGUUUGCGACACCGACGUUGCUGGCGAAAUCGAGCGAAUCCUAAUCGAGUCGAAGAAGCUGGUGUGCGAAUCAGAAUUGCCAGUUCAUUUAUUUUGUGAAGAUAUUGUUGAAACAAAUGAAAUAAAUUUUAAGAGAACAAGGAAAGUAAUUAAUUCUAAUCUAAUAUAUGAAGAAGGACUAACAGAAGAUCAAUUUUGCAAACUAAUAGAUCCAACACCCCCUCAAAUCUGUUCUCAAAACAAUAUCGAGUCUCCUGUUGAAAUUCAAGAUAGUAUGGAAAAUGAACAGUCUCACAAACUUGAUCUUUUAGAAAAACAAACAUUUGAUAUUGGACGUCAAAAUUGUAAUGAUAAUAAAGAGAAAGAAAAAGAAAUCAUGGGAAAUAAAAUACAUGAAUAUAUAGAUAAAAAAAUUUUGAUAUUAAAUAAAACAAGAGAUGAUAAUAUAUCUAGUUUAGAAAAUAAUUAUCUCGAAGAAAAUGAAAGAAAAGAUGAAUUGGAAAAUCAAGACAAACCAAGUGAUGUAGAAAAAGAAGAAAAUAUUAUUAAAAAACGAAAGGGCGAAGAAAUAUAUAUCAACAAUUUUGAACAAAAUUAUUCACAGUUAUCUGGACCAUCUGAUAUGUUAGAUGAAAAAGAGAACAAAAAAAGGAAAAAAAAUGGUGGGCAAAUUUAA
Plasmodium yoelii is the source of this 4590-nucleotide messenger RNA. RefSeq lists its product as uncharacterized. NCBI's taxonomy places the organism in Eukaryota, Apicomplexa, Aconoidasida, Haemosporida, Plasmodiidae. Gene Ontology annotation, molecular function: ATP-dependent chromatin remodeler activity; DNA binding; ATP binding. Gene Ontology annotation, biological process: positive regulation of transcription by RNA polymerase II. The record is from RefSeq and is a predicted model, not a curated record. The transcript has a single exon. Gene Ontology annotation, cellular component: nucleus. The coding region runs from base 1 to 4590 and encodes 1529 amino acids.